Eurytemora carolleeae is the source of this 381-nucleotide messenger RNA. Its product is annotated as diphthamide biosynthesis protein 4-like. The transcript is spliced from 2 exons. Gene Ontology annotation, molecular function: misfolded protein binding; protein-folding chaperone binding. Gene Ontology annotation, cellular component: endoplasmic reticulum. Bases 100 to 381 code for a protein of 93 amino acids. The record is from RefSeq and is a predicted model, not a curated record. NCBI's taxonomy places the organism in Eukaryota, Metazoa, Arthropoda, Copepoda, Calanoida, Temoridae.
AGAACACCUGUACUAUCAUUUCACAAUGUUGCAUCAAAUAUUAUCAUCCUGUUAUCCUGUCUCGUCCAACGUCAACAAGUAGGAUCGGAGCCUUCUACUAUGGAUUAUUAUGAGGUGUUGGGCUGCACCAGAGACGAGGAUAUACUUACAAUCAAACGACGAUAUCAAGAAUUACUGUUAAAGCAUCAUCCUGACAAGAACGGGGGCGCUCAGAGCUCCGAGUACCUAGAUAUCCGCUCCGCCUGGAAAACCUUAAGCUUUCCUGUCUCCAGGAAACUGUAUGAUGCUGAGCUGAGUAACCGUGAGCUCAGUCAGGAUAGUACUCUCUGGUGUGAACUUAGACUAGAAGAACUGAGGGAAACAUUUUUGCUCUUUUCCUAA